Molecule: messenger RNA, 1280 nt
Organism: Musa acuminata AAA Group (dessert banana)
Lineage: Eukaryota; Viridiplantae; Streptophyta; Magnoliopsida; Zingiberales; Musaceae
Product: WRKY transcription factor WRKY71
Exons: 4
Coding region: 153-893 (246 amino acids)
Biological process (GO): regulation of DNA-templated transcription
Molecular function (GO): sequence-specific DNA binding; DNA-binding transcription factor activity
Source: RefSeq, a predicted model, not a curated record
CACAUCUCAAUACUACUACGCAGGCAGGCAAGUCUCAUACCUGAAGAAGACAAGCUCUCUCUCUGUCUCUCUCAAUCUACCACUGUAUAUAUAAGUGUGUAUAUAUAUAUAUAUAGCUUCAAAUCAAGAGGAGGCUUACCAGUCGGCAAAUCAUGGACCUGACGUCCUCCGUGGAUCUCGAUCUCACCAUCGGCUCCCUUCGGUUCGACGGCGAGAAGCUCUCCGUGGAAGAAAAUAAGAAGGAGGCAUUGGAGGCCGAGCUCGGCCGCGCCAACGAGGAGAACAAGAGGCUGAAGGAGAUGCUCUCGGACAUGGCGGCCAGCUACAGCACGCUUCGGAGUCACAUGACUGGGGUGGUGAUGCCCAAGACCUCGUCAUGCAAGAGGGACGAUGCGAGGAGCAGCUCAAGCGAGGAGUCGUCCAAGCGGGUUAAGGAGGAAGAGCGUAAGCCGAAGGUUUCGAAGCUGUACGUUCUCACUGAUCCAUCGGAUUCGAGCCUCGUGGUCAAAGAUGGGUAUCAAUGGCGGAAAUAUGGUCAGAAGGUAACCAGAGAUAACCCAUGCCCGAGAGCAUACUUCAGGUGCUCGUUUGCCCCAGCUUGCUCUGUCAAGAAGAAGGUCCAGAGAAGCGCGGAGGACGCGUCCAUGUUGGUUGCGACGUACGAGGGCGAGCACAGCCACGGCCAAUCCUCUCGUCCUGAAGCUCCGGACGCAUCAGGCCGCAGUGCUCCUGCACCACCGAGGCGGCCGCAGGAAGUAGAGCCGCCGAAUCCGCAGCGCAGUUUGGUGGAGCAGAUGGCUGUGUCCCUGACGAACAAUCCAGAUUUCAGAGCUGCUAUGGCUGCUGCCAUUUCCGGAAGGAUGUCUGAGACAUCUCCUCCUCCAACCAAGUAACAGCCUCAUCGUUCCAUGUGUCUUCUCCAUGAUGAUGAUGAUGAUGAUAAUGAUGAAGAGCUGGAAUGUUUCAGCAAGAGAAGAGAUUUCACUGUAAGAUCGGUUUCCUGAGGAGGCGAGAAAGGGAUGAUGAUGCUGAAAAGGAGGAGAAUCACAUCACACCAAAAGAAAUCCUCAUGGAAAUGCUGUAUUGAUGCAGCAUUUGAAGGAUCGUUUCAACUGCAACAGUAGAUAUGAGAAAACAUCAUUGAGGUCAUCUACUUGAUCUAACCCUUCAUGUGACUGUGAUCAGAGAAGGCUAUGUAUUCCUGUGCUCAAACAUUGUUGAAAGUUUCAUAUUGGAUGCUUAAUCUAAUGGUUUGGGAGUAAUGAUGAUUUCGAUCUCAA